GGAAGUGCGCGCGCUAGUAAAAAAAAAAAAGGCUUUUCCCCCCAGUGCGCGUGUUAUUGUGAUCAGAGUUGCUGUGCGGGAAUAUGGCUUCACUUCACUUAUCCUCUCUUAUUUUACUCUCUGCUUGUCUGGGAUUUUGCCACACGCAUUUAAUCACAGAUGGAGAGCAACCUCCCCGCAAGAUUUUCCAUCAUUGGUGUGCCCUAAAGAAGGAUGAAGGGCCCUGCAAGGCGAUAAAGGACAGGUUCUACUUCAAUGUUGAGACGUUCCGCUGCGAGCUGUUCGAGUAUGGAGGCUGUCAGGGCAACGAGAACAAUUUCGAGACGGCAGAAGAAUGUGAAGAAAUGUGUCUGGUGAAAGUCAAAAAGAGCCCGUGCUACCUGGAGGAUGAGCCGGGCCCUUGCCGAGGCCUCGUACCUCGCUACUUCUUCGACAGCAAGGUGAACAAGUGCAAACGCUUCUUCUACGGUGGCUGCUUCGGAAACGCGAACAACUUCAGGACCCUUAAAGAAUGUCAGGACCGAUGCCAGCCAGAUAAUGGCACUGAGGAACCACAAUCCAUUCCCAAGGCUGAAGAGAAGACAGAGUCUACCGCACCUCCAGUCAUUAUACUUGACUUAGACUCAGAGUCUGCGUCUCACACACAGCCUUUCAAGAUGCCGAGGCCGGAGGCAAACACGGACACGGAGUUUGCUCUUCCCGAUUACUGCCUGAGUCCUGUCGACCUGGGUGAGUGUGACGGCACAGAGAGGAGAUUUUUCUACAACUCCAAAACUAAACGCUGUCAUGCCUUCAAGUACAGUGGCUGCGGUGGAAACAAGAACAACUUUGCCCACAAGAGGCUGUGCUUGAAAACCUGCGUAAAAGAUUACAGGGGACACGGCCGAAUACGAAUAAAGACCAAGAACGCCAGCAUCUUAUUGCGGUCCACCUGAGUCCCCUGAAUCACUCCUACUUUCUUUUUUAUGUGUAAUAUUAGUAUUUUAUAGAUCGAUAUCAAUUAUACACUUUGUUAUACUAUCUUCUGUAUGUGUAUGUUUCUAAUGUUACUUAAUAACCAUUUAAAAUGUAACCUUCAGUGCCUUUCUUUUAAUCCAAUAUUCGAGAAACCAAUUUUUUGCACAUAUUUGAGUUUUCUGUUGUUCAGAAGGUUGUGAGUUCAAAUCCCAGGACUGCCAGAGAGCCGACGUUGAGCCCUUGAGUGAGACUUUUAACCCUCACGUGGCCAGCUGUGUGCUUGGAUGGCCUUUCCUAAGUGUAGCUUUGGAUUAAAGCAUCUCUGAAACAGUGACUGUAUAUAUGGGCGAACAUCGUAACAGGGGUUUAAGAGUGAAGCUGAAAUGUCUCUGAGGCCCUCUAGUGGCUGGCUGCAGUACAGUUUUUAGCCCCGCCCAUUCCCGUGUAAGUGAAUGGAAAACAAGCCAAACUUUUUCCUCACAAAUUAUUUUUUGGGAAUAGUGUUCUGUCGUUCUUACGAGUUAAGUUGAUCGUGAUAUCUCACCCAAUAUUUUUUCCUAACAAUAAAUGCGUAUUAUAGGAGUUAUUUGAUGGUAAUUAAAACGGCAUGGUUGUUGAGGUGAUUGACAGUUUUGAGUGUAGAAAUACACUUUAGCCUCAUGAACAUGCACACAUUUUCCAACACUCACCUGAAACCCAUAAAGACUCUGAAUGAAGUGAUGGCAUAAACCAGGACAGCUAACUCUAGCUAAAUUUCAUAACAAUUUACUAUUGACUGUAUGACCUUAACAAAUGCAUAAAGCAGCCUAGUAAGGUUAGCCAGUCACUCGUUUUUAAGCAAACUCCAGCGACAGAAUGACUGGAGCAUAAAAGAGCCCAUCUUUCCAUUCAGAUGAGUAACUUACUGUGGGUCUGAGAGCUAAAUGAAAAUCACGGAGAGCAGAAUAUGCAGAAAUAUGUCGUUUGGAGUGUAAAUGUUGACUGCUGUUUACCAGUAUAUUUUCAUUACACUAUCUACUUAUAGUUAUAUUACUGUGAUGAACAUGAUGGAUUAGUUAGCAAAUGGGAGCUCAGUCAUGUCAUGAUGCAAAGCUCUAAAAUCUAGCUCCAAUUUUGACCUGAGCAAACUCAAUCAAGAUGGAAACUUUCAAUUCAACCAAAUUUAGGCUUUAAAACAAUACAGUGGGAGCCAAUGGCACCAUUUUGUCCACUCAUUCAUUGCUGUGAAAAGAAUAAAUGUAAAUUUCAGUGGUAUAUCAGUGGUGUAAAUUAAUCCAGGAGUUCAGUAUCAUAUUAAGCCUUUUUUUUAACUGAGCAGGAAGUGCAUGAGAACACAAAAAUGUGCACAAGGCUGCUUUAUUCUCCCUACCUGGUUUCUGUGUAUAUACAGUAUAUUCCUUUUACUUACUCAUGGUCAAAUAAAUACAUAGUGUGA
Pangasianodon hypophthalmus (striped catfish) is the source of this 2392-nucleotide messenger RNA. It is a transcript of the gene tfpia, whose product is annotated as tissue factor pathway inhibitor a. The record is from RefSeq and is a predicted model, not a curated record. Gene Ontology annotation, biological process: negative regulation of peptidase activity. Bases 84 to 935 code for a protein of 283 amino acids. Gene Ontology annotation, molecular function: serine-type endopeptidase inhibitor activity. The transcript is spliced from 7 exons. Gene Ontology annotation, cellular component: extracellular region. NCBI's taxonomy places the organism in Eukaryota, Metazoa, Chordata, Actinopteri, Siluriformes, Pangasiidae.